GGCGGCAACUUGAAUGGGUCGCCUCUCAUUGGUCGACGCGUGCUGCUGCUUGCCACUGACCACCUCCGAGUCCAUGCUGGGCAGGUCCUGCUCCGACUCCUGCUUCGUCCAUACACUCUUAUACCUUCGCGGAUAGGCCCAACCGACCUGAAUACUUGCACCUUUGAUGGAGGAUCCAGAAAUUCAGGAUGUUCCAGUUCCGGACGUGCCCUGGUUCCGAGGCUCGACGGAUGCUCGCCCGUUCAUCUUGUCUAAAGUGCUGAAUUCUACGCAAUCAACGUCGUUGCCCUUUCACUGCACCGCUACUUUCCCUUGGUCCUCUUCCUCUAUGGAGUGCUAUGGGAAGAUCCUGGCGGACUGGAAGAAGACGACAGACGACUAUGCAGGCUCCGUCGCGAUUGGCGGUACAGGCGCAUUCUAUCCGUUCUGCAUACGGCUGCCCGAUGAAACAUGGGAAGUGCAAUGUGCCGCAUGGGCUUUGAGCCUGCGGCAUCCCACCGAUCCCCUCAUUGUCUUCGCGCCCUCCAGCGUGAUCUACAUCCUAGAUGUUAAAACCCGCCGAAUAAUCGGCCGCCUGCGAGGCACGGAGGCUGGAAAGCCCAUCACGUCGAUAGCCGUCCAUCCCGUUCAGCCCUACCUUCGGAUCUACGACCUGACAUGCAACCCGUUGCAGCAUCCGAACAACCCGUGUUGGCCGCCAUCCAAGAAGCCUAGCCUCGCGGGGCCAGCGUUCGGGCUGCAGAUGACAGAGAGCGAGGGCGAAGGCAUCGGCCAGUGUGUCGCCGUGCUCGUGGGUGGCGGUCGGGCGUUUCAUAGGACAGAGCCGCUCAUAGCGACUUGUGGGGUGGACCGAGCCGUAAAGAUAUGGCGUAUCCCUCCACUUGUAGAGGGCCAUUUAGCGAGGGAAGACAAGCCGCUAUUCAGUACAGACUACAUCCACAAGGCCCGCGUCCUCUCCAUAGCAUGGCUGAGCCAUGACAUCCUCAUCUCACACAGCGCCCCCGCAUUGAUGCGGGAGGGCGACGAGCCAGAUGAUCUGUACGUAGAAACGGCACAGAUCUGGCAGUGGCUUGGGAUGAACCGUUUCUCCGCCCGACGGGGCGACAAGCCGAUACCCAAGGUCAUGCGAGGUUGCGCGAGUGACUACCGAAACAGCGGUGCAUCAUUCAAAGUCCUCUCCGCGUACCACCUCCCCCUCACCGCGCUCCACGCGUCGGUCUACACACGUGCGGCGUUCAACGUGACGCACUUCCGCCCACGUCCGCGACCGCCGUUCCCGCUGGACGAGGAUGAGGUCGUCGCGCUCACGAAGCGGAUGCGGUUGGACGACGGCGACGGCGAUGGCGGGGGUGACGCCGGGCACUCGGGGAACGCAGGCCAAAGCUCUUCGGGACGAGACGAAGGUGAGCGCGGUGCACAUGGAGAGGUGGGGACGCCGCGGGGGGCGGCGAACAGGAUGGGGAAGGUGAGGAGGAGCGAGGACGAAGGCGACCAAGACGUGUUCCACUGGGAUGCGCACAGGGAGGGCUACAUGGUGCGCCAGCGCUCGCGGCUCGAGGAGCUCUUCGCCGCCGUCGAGGGCUGGGACAUCGACCUCUCUGCGGUGGCGGAGGGGAGGCGCGCGGAGCUGCCGGACAUCAGGACGUGCGAGGUCGCAUCUGGUGGAAGGGUUAUUUUGGGCGCAGGCGAUAGGGGGACGAUGUACGUGUGGCGGUUGGCGGAGUGAAGGAGAUGGUGUGGGCUUGGUGCGGGCUAAAAAUAUGUGGUCGUGCUGUUGUGGUCGCCAUGUUGUGUGCGUCGUUUGUAUGUAUCGUUGUCACGCAAUAGUCUGUCAGUGAAGUGGUUGGCAUGACAUGGAUAUGUUAGCUGUC
This is a messenger RNA of Fomitopsis serialis, 1871 nucleotides long. RefSeq lists its product as uncharacterized. Lineage: Eukaryota; Fungi; Basidiomycota; Agaricomycetes; Polyporales; Fomitopsidaceae. Gene Ontology annotation, molecular function: nucleosome binding; protein binding. The transcript has 13 exons. Gene Ontology annotation, cellular component: ESC/E(Z) complex. Gene Ontology annotation, biological process: negative regulation of transcription by RNA polymerase II. Bases 167 to 1726 code for a protein of 519 amino acids. The record is from RefSeq and is a predicted model, not a curated record.